AUGGGUUUGCGAUUUGGUUGCUUCCUUGUAGUCCUAUUACUGUCCAAAUCCUGUGGAGGCCUUUUUCUGUGUUCACUUUGUGACGAGGACGUUGACGAGUGCUCGGGUGAACCAUGUCGUAAUGGCGGAAAGUGUGUGAACACUCCUGGCUCCUUUGUGUGUCGUUGCCCAGUGGGCUUCGAGGGUCGGGUCUGCGAGUCUCGAGUAGAUCCCUGCGACUCUACUUAUGGACCUGUCUGUGCCAAUGGUGGUGCAUGCAUCACUGUAAAUAAUCGUGCCACCUGCCGAUGUGCCCCGGGAUUCAGUGGAUCGCGGUGUGAGGUGUGUCAGCUCCCUAUUCAUUUUGUUUUUUUCCAUCCUCUCCUUACUGAUCUAUAUUGA
Hydatigera taeniaeformis is the source of this 381-nucleotide messenger RNA. The record is from the annotation of a GenBank genome assembly. NCBI's taxonomy places the organism in Eukaryota, Metazoa, Platyhelminthes, Cestoda, Cyclophyllidea, Taeniidae.